AUGGAUACUAACUCUCAGACUCUGUGCACACUGCAGGCGGCAUGCGAGUGUGUGUGGGACCUGGAAAGCGACAGAUGUGUAGAUCCGUCACUGCAGAUAGAACACAGGAUCCCAAACAUCGUCACAAGUGGCCCAUCAGGCUCCAAACCCAACAAGCUUGGGUGGCAAACUCAAGGGAUAGGCAGCUUCAGAUCCAGAGUUGAUAUUGAAGUAAAACUGUCCCACCUCACCAUCAGCCCUCUUGUUCUUGCCCUCCCAGACACCUCCUCUGCAUCGGAAGACGAAGGUUCGCUGCGCCGGCAGGGACGGAUCGCCUCCUCGUCUCCAUACCAGGCACAUCCUAGCGUAGAGCACUGGUUCAACAGAGUCAUCCAGGGCUCCUCCACCUCAUCGUCCGCAUCCUCCACCUCCUCCCACCCGGAGAAGACCCCCAUCACGCCACAAACACCACCUCUGCCCCGGCGGCCACCGCAGCAUGAGUCCAGCUGCCUCAAUCAGAGUCAAGGAGUCUUUGAUGCUCUGGGUCAGGUGUCUCUACUGAGCACGCUCAGCGUUUCAGUCAACAGUCGAGUGUCCUCUAAGAUUCAGCAGCUCCUAAACACUCUAAGGCCAAAGAGACCCCCUUUACGAGAGUUCUUUGUUGAUGAUUUUGAGGAACUUUUGGACGUCCAGCAUCCAGAUCCAAACCAGCCGAAGCCCGAGGGGGGUGAGAUGAGACCCCUGAAUGGGGAGCCUCUGGGGGUGGUCACUAACUGGCCUCCGUCGUUACUGGCCUCUUUACAGCGCUGGGGCACCACGCAACCCAAGAGCCCCUGCCUCACCGCACUGGACAAUGCCGGAAAACCCGUCUAUACAUUAACAUACGGGAAGUUGUGGGCGUUGAGUCAGAAACUUGCCUAUACGCUGCUGAACAAACUGAGCACCAGGAAUGAACCACUGCUGCGGCCUGGAGACAGAGUUGCACUUGUGUUUCCCAACAAUGAUCCUGUGAUGUUUAUGGUGGUUUAUGGAUGCCUUCUGGCGGAGCUGGUGCCUGUGCCCAUAGAGGUGCCACUCACUAGAAAGGAUGCAGGCAGUCAGCAGGUGGGGUUUCUGUUGGGCAGCUGUGGGGUCACUCUGGCCCUGACCACUGAUGCCUGUCAGAAGGGUCUGCCCAAAGCACAGACCGGAGAAGUUGUCACUUUUAAGGGCUGGCCACGGCUGCUGUGGUUCGUCACUGACGGAAAGCAUGUGGUAAAGCCUCCUAAAGACUGGCAUCCUCCAUUAAGAGACGCUAGCAACGAGAUUGCAUACAUAGAGUAUAAGACCAGUAAGGAGGGCAGCACUAUGGGCAUCACGGUGUCUCACUCUGCUAUGCUGGCUCACUGUCAUGCUCUCACACAGGCCUGCGGAUACACAGAGGGUGAAAUUAUAACAAAUGUUUUGGACUUCAAGCGAGAUGCUGGUCUGUGGCACGGGGUCCUCACGAGUGUGAUGAACCGAAUGCACGUGAUCAGCAUCCCGUGCUCGCUGAUGAAGGUCAACCCUCUCUCCUGGAUCCAGAAAGUCCACACCUAUAAAGCGCGUGUAGCAGUGGUGAAAUCCAGGGACAUGCACUGGUCACUUUUAGCGCAGCGGGAUCAGAGAGACAUCAGUCUCAGUUCUCUCCGCAUGCUCAUCGUUGCUGAUGGAGCAAACCCAUGGUCUAUUUCGUCCUGCGAUGCCUUCCUCAACGUCUUUCAGGCCCGUGGUCUUCGGCCAGAGGUGAUCUGCCCAUGUGCAAGUUCUUCCGAGGCCAUGACUGUCGCCAUCCGCAGGCCUCCAGAGAUGGGUGUUCCUCCUCCGGGUAAGGCAGUGCUGUCCAUGAGCGGUCUGAGUUAUGGGGUGAUUCAGUAGACACAGGAGAAGCUCUCCGUGCUCACUGUCCAGGAUGUAGGACAGGUCAUGCCUGGAGCGCUGGUGUGUGUGAUCCGGGUGGAGGGCACGCCAUACCUGUGUCGAACGGAUGAGGUUGGAGAAAUCUGUGUGAGCUCCAGCAGUACAGGAAUCUCCUACUAUGGUCUGCCAGGCAUGACCAAGAAUGUUUUUGAGACCAUUCCCGUGACGUCAUCAGGAGCUCCAAUCAGUGACAGACCCUAUACACGCACAUCUCUCCUGGGAUUCAUCGGGCCGGAUAAUCUGGUGUUUGUGGUGGGAAAGAUGGAUGGCUUGAUGGUGGUGAGCGGCCGGAGACAUAACGCAGAUGACGUGGUGGCCACAGCGCUGGCCGUGGAGCCCAUGAAGUUUGUGUACAGAGGAAGGAUUGCGGUUUUCUCUGUAUCUGUGCUGCAUGACGAACGCAUUGUUGUGGUGGCAGAACAGAGACCAGACGCCUCGGAGGAGGAUAGCUUCCAGUGGAUGAGUCGUGUGCUGCAGGCUAUCGACAGCAUCCAUCAGGUGGGAGUGUACUGCCUGGCUCUGGUGCCUAACACACUACCCAAAGCUCCUCUGGGCGGCAUCCACAUCUCAGAGACCAAACAGCGCUUCCUGGAGGGAGCCCUGCACCCCUGCAACGUCCUCAUGUGCCCCCAUACCUGCGUCACCAACCUUCCCAAACCUAGACAGAAGCAGCCGGGUACAGAGGUGGGUCCUGCUUCCAUGAUUGUUGGAAACCUAGUGGCUGGAAAGAGGAUUGCACAGGCCUGUGGGAGAGAUGUUUCACAGCUGGAGGACAAUGAUCAGUUCCUGUACAUGCAGGAUGUUCUUCAGUGGAGAGCUCAGGCCACACCAGAUCACCCCCUGUUUCUGCUGCUCAACGCCAAGGGUACCGUGGCCAACACAGCCUCCUGUGUACAGCUGCACAAGCGGGCAGAGCGCGGCGGAGCGCUGAUGGAAAGGGGUCGGCUUAACACUGGAGAUCACGUAGCACUUGUUUAUCCUCCUGGGAUUGAUCUGAUCGCCACUUUCUAUGGCUGUCUGUACGCCGGCUGUGUUCCGGUCACCGUCAGGCCUCCACACCCGCAGAACCUAACCACAACCCUGCCAACCGUUAAAAUGAUUGUUGAGGUCAGUAAGUCUGUAUGUAUUCUGACGACUCAAGCAAUAAUGAAACUACUGAAAUCCAAAGAGGCGGCAGCUGCUGUAGAUAUUAAAACGUGGCCAUUGAUACUGGACACAGAUGAUCUCCCAAGAAAGAGAAUCCCCCAGAUCUACAAACCUCCCACCCCAGAGAUGCUCGCCUACCUGGACUUCAGUGUUUCUACCACAGGAAUCCUUGCUGGGGUCAAGAUGUCCCAUGCUGCCACCAGUGCCUUGUGUCGCUCUAUCAAGCUGCAGUGUGAGCUGUACCCCUCUCGACAGAUCGCCAUCUGUCUGGACCCUUACUGUGGCCUGGGCUUUGCCCUCUGGUGUCUCUGCAGUGUGUACUCCGGCCAUCAGUCUAUUUUGGUUCCUCCCCUGGAGCUGGAGAGCAAUCCGUCUCUGUGGCUUUCUGCUGUCAGUCAGUAUAAAGUACGAGUGACGUUCUGUUCGUAUUCGGUGAUGGAGAUGUGUACCAAAGGCCUGGGCUCCCAGACCGAAGCUCUGCGGUUGAGGAAUGUGAAUCUGUCGUGUGUACGGACCUGUAUGGUGGUGGCUGAAGAACGUCCUCGCAUCACACUCACACAGUCUUUCUCCAAGAUCUUCAAAGAUCUGGGGCUCUCCUCGCGGGCCGUCAGCACCACCUUCGGCUGCAGGGUCAAUGUGGCCAUUUGUCUUCAGCCCAACAGGCUGGGCAAGUUGGCUGAGCAGGGCACCGCUGGGCCGGAUCCUACCACAGUAUAUCUAGACAUGAGGGCUCUGCGACAUGACAGGGUUCGAUUAGUUGAGAGAGGAUCGCCGCACAGUUUGCCACUGAUGGAAUCUGGGAAGAUUCUGCCUGGGGUGAAAGUUAUAAUUGCCAACACGGAGACCAAAGGACCUUUAGGAGAUUCUCAUCUGGGAGAAAUCUGGGUGAGCAGCCCCCAUAAUGCCACAGGAUACUACACGGUUUAUGGUGAAGAGGCGCUGCACGCUGACCACUUCAGCACCAGACUGAGCUUCGGUGACACGCAGACGGUUUGGGCUCGCACUGGAUAUCUCGGCUUCCUGCGGCGCACAGAACUCACAGAUGCCAGCGGAGAGCGGCAUGAUGCCUUGUACGUGGUGGGUUCUCUAGAUGAGACUCUGGAGCUGCGAGGAAUGCGCUACCAUCCCAUUGAUAUUGAAACAUCUGUCAUAAGGUCCCAUAAGAGCAUUGCGGAGUGUGCUGUGUUCACGUGGACAAAUCUCCUGGUGGUGGUGGUGGAGCUUGAGGGGUCGGAACAGGAAGCCCUGGAUCUUGUUGCUCUGGUGACCAACGUUGUUCUGGAAGAGCACUAUCUCAUAGUGGGGGUGGUUGUGGUGGUGGACCCUGGAGUCAUUCCUAUCAACUCCAGAGGAGAGAAGCAGCGCAUGCACUUGCGAGACGGCUUCCUCGCGGACCAGCUGGACCCUAUAUAUGUGGCCUACAACAUGUGAGAAUGUGUAACACGGAGAAGAAACCAGAUGCCAGGAAUAUCUGCAUAUGCAAAUUUACAAAGGAAGCGUCAGGGGGGAAGUUCAGACAUGCUUGCCUCUUCCUCCACAGACAUGAAGAGUCCUUGAUGGAGCUAUGCAGUUUAUUUUUUUAUAUCAAACUGUCAGAAUGCCUUGCAAAUAAAACUCUGAUUCAGUGGUCAGGGCAAAUGACUUGAUUUCAUCUCCUGUUUUACUUGUGUGACACAAAGUUCAUUUUUUAUUCAAGCACACUUGUCCUGCACAUGACACAUGCGUGCUGAAUGUUCCCCUGUGUGUGAGGAGGACCGGCCCAAAAGGGGCAAUGGAGUGCCUGAUGUCAAAACAAGAUACAGACUGCAGGACUACGCCUUUGUAAUUUCAAGGGCAUGUGAAAAUGUGUAACGCACUUCAUUUCAAUGCAUUACUACCGCCUUCGUUGUAGCUGUAAAAAUGCACAAACCAGUUUUUGUUUGGUUUGUUCUCUUUUCACACCAACGCCGAUUUUUGGUAAAUGUUUAAUCUGGAGACCAAAUGGCAAUAAGGAUGGAUGUGAGAUGGAGAUAUGGAAGUCUUUGCAAGAAAGCAGUCCUGAAGGUGUGCUGUGGAUAUGCUGCUCCAUAAAUUCACAAGCUUAUGCAUUCCCUGCCUUAAAUGUUUCCCCCAAUUCUUUGUUAAAUAUUUCAUUCAUUCAUUAGACUGUGCAGGACAGGAAUCAGGGUAAUAACGGUGAAUAGAUGAAGAGUCUUAUUCAGGUAACCAAGUCCCAAUCUGAAAAAUAUUUCUGCUCAAAUUUACAUUAUUAUCAGCAUUUCAAGUUUGAACUAUUUUUUAGAGUAUGGCAUCACCGUUCAUGGCUAGAUUAUCUUAUAUUCCUGCAGAUGAAUGUAUAGGUGACAUUUUAGUCUCCUGCAUAUUACAGAUUGAAAAGAAAUUAGCCUUUUCCAUUAAUUCAUUAAAAAAUGCCAAACAGAUGGGAUCGCUAUUUCAGGAAAAAAUGACCACUGCAGGUGAGGGCUUUUAUUCUUCUGUUCAUUACUGUUGUAAAGUGUGAUAUGUGCUUGUAUUUUUCAGACGCACUGUACACUGCAUUGGCCAGCACUGUAAAAACCACUUUUAACAAUGCUUGCUCUUUUAUUGUGUUCAUUACGUAAAUGACAGGCAGUAUGCCUGCUGUAAUUAUGUACAGAAUUUGUGUAAUAAGUUAUUACUGGGACACCAGAAAACUACAACUACUUUUGGCAUGGUUUUGCAGUGGCAUGGAGGAAACCAGAUGCUGCUCAAAUCGAAGCUUAAUUUCACAAACAGUAAGGGGAACAACAUGAGACACUAUUCAUGUAAUAUUUUAUAUUGCAAGAAGCAAGAAGUGGUUUUGCUGCGAGGAUUGUAAAGCACAUACAGCAUCUGUAUUGCAGGAUGGUCGUGUGACUGUUAGUGUUCUUUUUUUUUGCAGUUCUGUCAUUUAGUAAAUAUUUGGUUGAAACAGCUUUUGACUUAUGUUAAUAUUUCUUAAUAAACCCAUGCUUUUAAAUUA
Puntigrus tetrazona (Sumatra barb) is the source of this 6043-nucleotide messenger RNA. RefSeq names its product disco-interacting protein 2 homolog A-like. Gene Ontology annotation, cellular component: cell surface. Lineage: Eukaryota; Metazoa; Chordata; Actinopteri; Cypriniformes; Cyprinidae. The record is from RefSeq and is a predicted model, not a curated record.